CAGACGUUGCCCAAUAUUUCUGUACCCUAAAAAAGGAAGGCCCUCCACCGUUGUAUCUUGCGCAAGAGAUGAACUUAUCGAUAUAAUAUGACGUCAUUGGACACAACGGACAAGGGGAUUUCCCCUGGAUUUCCCCAUCGUAUGAGCAACAAAGGCAGAAGCUGUUUUAUUUUUAGGGAUACGCAUAUGUGGUUACUAUCUGCAAGUGCAAUAUCACAGCCUGCUGUGGAGGAUUUUUCUUAAAUAGAUGUGAGGCGUUGUAUACUAGGGGAAAAAAUUGCAAGCUUCAGUAAUGGAGAAAGAAAAUGGUGUACAACAUGUGGUUGGCGCAGCAGGGGACUCUGGGCAACUUGACGAUAAUAAGUCGGAUGAAAAAGUUCAAGAACCAACUGACAAUAAGGAGGAAUCUACUGAAGAUCAGGGCGCUGCUGCAAGCUCAACCUCAGAAGCCAGUGGUCAUGAUGGGUAUGUCAGUGGAAUGACUUCCCUUCAGAUUGGGGCAAUCUCCAAAAGCCGAGACUUGCCAGAAGGAGCAGCCCAGCAGAAGAUGGAAGGUGCAGUCGGGGGAGACUUAAACAACUCCAGCACGACGGCCAGAGAAUCUUUUGGAGAAUCGACCAGACAAUCCAGGGUUUCGGCAUCAGAUAUCCUCCACAUUGCCCCCUCCCAGAUCCUACCGGCAAGUGUGCCGGUGUUGGAUGACGGGGCCGAGGAUUUGCUGAGAGAUGGGUUCAUCGGGCACGUGACAAAGUACGAAGGGGUCGCAAUUGCCCCAAGCGAGGAAUUUGAAGUCACGUGGGCUACCAUGGAGUAUGAGCUGGAGAAGAUCAUAGAAGGGGGACUUAUACCGCAAGAUUCCAUUGCUUCUAGUGGCUUGGACGAAGACUCCUACAAGGACUUCAAGAUGUGCGCCGAGGAGCUCCAGAGCAACCUCUUUGAGGGGAAGCUCUUGGAGAGCCUCAGCAACCUCCGGGGAUUCCGCCGACUCUUCUCCCAGUCCAAGGAUCCGAUCUUGCGGCACACCUUCCGCGGCAACCCCGUGGAGGUCCUGCAGAACAUCUUUUACGGCGGGGAUGGCAUUAUACCUGAAGACAGGAUGAUACUAGCUGACCCGUUCUAUCACAGAAAGAAGGAUGAUUUUGAUGACUUCAUGUUUGACGAUUGAACCUUCUGGGCUUUUUUCCAGCUGGAUAUUGUGAAAUUCAAAGAGUAUUGCUUUGUGUCUUUCUUUUUGCAAAAACUUGUUCUGAGUUUAAUUUCAAAUAUGUUUUUUUUUUCUUUACAUAGUGGAAGCCUUUUUUACCUUUAAGAAAAUGUUACUGAUCUACAAUUCUGAUUGGUCCAUCCCAUAGCAACAGCAGAGUGAUAUUUAAUUUCAAACUGGUAUGAUAAUAUACAAAUGUUGCCUGUUGUGAUGGGGUCCAUGGUGUUUUGUACACCCGAGGGUGCAAAUGUUCGUCUCGGGUGCCAUUUGCACCCGAGGGUGUAAAAAAAACCAUGGACCCCAAUCACGGCAGGCAACAAUUGUUUUACCACGGUAAUAGCCUAGCUUGCAAGCGUCUGAAAUUGUGGGUAUCCCCCAGUUGCUGUGCAGUAAUCGCAGAAGUACUACAUGUAUUUUGAAAAGAUCCGCGAUUACUGCACCGUCAAUAUUCGCACAUAAUGGGUUUUUUUUCAUUGCACAGGAACACAAAUUAAUUUACCUUUUCCCAGAAUAGACCAAUCCUUUAAUCACUGCCAACCAAUCACAGCUGCGACCAUUGUCUGUGUGCUUCCAUCUGACACAAAGCACGCGCAUUUAUUUGAAAAGCGUACGCGCGUGUGCGCGCUGUCUGAAGCCUCUUACCCGGGCCUUUUCUAUUAUACAAGGCAGUGGAAACAACACUUUCAACAGUGGGGACGAUCAAGGUAAUGUACUAGCCUGUGGGUAUAUCACUCAUGUACCACGGGUAUACGCUUGACACAGUACAUGCGUGUUUGUGGCACAUCACGUGCUCAGUUCUCGACCAAUUAGAAAUCGCAAUAUAUUACCGUUAUAAAACAACUAAUAUUGUUUCCUGCUCGACGUUGGACUUGGAAGCACACCCUGACCUAAUGCCAUGUCCAACAUCUCGGCAGUCAACAAUGAUAUCAUAUUAAUGUACUUCAUGUACGCUUCUUCAGCCUGCAUGCACAGUGCCGGUGCACAUACUUAUACAUCUCAAUAAGCCAUUUACGAGUGACCUAUACCCUUUCGCACAUUUUAACUGAGAAUUCUCGAGACCGAAGACACUGUUUCUAAUCACAUGAUUCGGGGCAAGCUCUUGCAUAGUUAUGUAAGAGAUGCUCAGCACCAAUACCUUGUUCACAAUGGGUGAGAAUGGCACAA
This is a messenger RNA of Patiria miniata (bat star), 2368 nucleotides long. RefSeq lists its product as uncharacterized. NCBI's taxonomy places the organism in Eukaryota, Metazoa, Echinodermata, Asteroidea, Valvatida, Asterinidae. The coding region runs from base 293 to 1165 and encodes 290 amino acids. The record is from RefSeq and is a predicted model, not a curated record. The transcript is spliced from 5 exons.